UUGUCUGGUACAUAAGCUUGAGUGGGGCGGUCGCAAUGACAACAGAGCCGAAAUGAAGCAGAUUCACGGUGGGGUGUUGCAGAUCUAUAAAGAACCCGUACACUAUCAUGUGAGGUUUGUUUACUUCCGCCCCAACCUAAACUGCACGUGUAGUAAAAGGCCAUGGCUGCCCCUGAUUCCAUUAAACCCUUCAACCCAGAAGAGACCCAGAGGAUUCUGCAUCAUCUGCAGCAGCCUGCGGUCUUCAUUAACAUGACCGGUGGCUGGCCUGCCCUCCACUGGACUGCAGAGCACCUGUCUGGCUGCCUUGGUGACAAACUCAUCCAAUUCAGACUUGGGAGAAAACAGGAGACAAACUCACCUCUGUUUGAAACCCAGUGUUCCUAUGUGGAGGCCAGACUGGAGCACUUUCUCAGCUGGACCCGGGACCGGCCUGGGGCAGAUGUAGGGCCUUUCUGUGAUUACCCCAACUCAGAGUAUUGGGCUUAUGCCGACUACAAAUACAUCGCCCUAUUGUUUCAACAUCAGCCUUCCAUGUUUGAGGAUGUGAAGUGGUCAGAGUUUGGUUUUGAGGGGCGCAAUGGGAGAGAAAGCACCUUAUGGAUCGGCACAGCUGGGGCCAACACGCCGUGUCACCUUGACUCUUAUGGCUGCAACCUGGUACUGCAGGUACAAGGACGGAAGCGCUGGCACCUCUUUCCUCCAGAGGACACCGUUAACCUCUACCCAACCAGGAUCCCCUAUGAGGAGUCCAGUGUCUUCAGCCAGGUGGAUGUUCUGCGGCCAGACCUGAGCAGGUUCCCUGCAUUUCAUGGAGCCAGGGCCCACAUCGUCACUCUGCAGCCAGGACAGGUGCUUUAUGUCCCCAGACACUGGUGGCACUAUGUGGAGUCAUUGGAUCCCAUCACUGUCAGCGUCAACUCCUGGAUCGAGUUGGAGGUGGAUGACGUGGCAAGAGUUGGUGAAGCUGUGACAAAGGCUGUCGUCUUUGCCCUUAAAAGUGCCCCAAGUGAUGACAACAAGGACAACUGGCUUAAUCCCACUGAGGAAGGAGUAGCAUCCCAUAAUGAGAGCAUGCAGUAUGUGAACCUGGCAGUGAGAGCUUGUGAAAGACAGAGGGGCCUCUGCCACAGCAAACUGACCCAGGACCAGAGAGACACCAGUCCAGUCAAGCGGGACUACAGUGGACAAAUCAGGGAAAAUAGCAAUUUGGUCAGGGAUUCUGUGCCCUUCAGCGUUCCCUUUGGACCACAUCUCAUCCCUGUACGCUGUCAGCGUGAGUACUCGCCGGAAACCACAAAAGAUCCGGAGGUCAAAUCUUCCAGGAACUGCGAUGCCAAAUCUCUGGAGGACUGCACUGUCAGCGCAGAUGCAGCACAGAGAACCAAGCUUGUAUCUGCUGUCGGACUCUACCGGAGAAAACAUGAAUGUAGCGAUGGUUUAACUCAAUGUAGGUCACGUGACCAUGCAGAUGGGAGGUCAGAAAAUUCUUCAGGGGAUUAUGAAGAAUCAGUUCACACAAAAAUUACCACUAAUGACCUGUUAGACUGCCUGGUGCAUCCUGAUAUCAUCUCCCGUGUCACUGAGCUUUUACUGGAACGGCACACAAGAAGUCACAGGACCACUACACCAUCCUAGCUUUAAUAUUCACAAGCCAUAAACAACAUACUGUAUGUUAAGGCUAGUUUGCAGUAAUAAAGAAAUGUGGAAAAAACAAAGAUUUUUGGCUGCAGAAAUCCAUCCUCCAAGCUAGCGGUAAUUCUCUGGUGUCUGUGAAGAAGUGAAAGAGGAAAGGAAGGAUUUUCUGUGUUCUCUCAUCUGUCAAGGUCCCCCUGAGAUUAACCCUGGAUGUGAGAAGUCACAACCAAAACUAAUCGUAAUGUGAUGAGUGACGCAAUCGAACGGCUCUAACAUUUCCAUUUUUUUCCCCCUGCACAUACUAAUCAUGUUUGCGUCUUCCAGAGUCAGAAAAAUGGCCGCCUAAAUCAAUUUAGUAUGCUAAUAAGCCACAUAAUUCAAGAUAAUAAUUCUGACAUGUGAACAUUUGUUUUGUGCAUAAUGUUUCCCUGUCAUUUCCUAAUGAAAAUUGUCAUUGAACAACCACAGAAGGCUGAUCGUAAUGGUUUGGUGAUUGAUGAAAGCUGUGUAAGGAGCGAUGAAUGGAAUGGGUUUGAAAACGGUCUGCCGCCACAGGUCACACAUCUGAGAGAAAGGAAGGUUGCACAUGUACGAGAAUAAUAAACCUAAUCUUUGCUAAA
This is a messenger RNA of Perca fluviatilis (European perch), 2258 nucleotides long. It is a transcript of the gene hspbap1, whose product is annotated as hspb associated protein 1. The record is from RefSeq and is a predicted model, not a curated record. NCBI's taxonomy places the organism in Eukaryota, Metazoa, Chordata, Actinopteri, Perciformes, Percidae. Gene Ontology annotation, molecular function: 2-oxoglutarate-dependent dioxygenase activity. Bases 163 to 1638 code for a protein of 491 amino acids. The transcript has 8 exons.